AUGGAUGCACGCACAGAAGUCUCAGAUGCUACUGAGACAUCUUCACGACCACGAAUAGCACAGCUUCCUGCAAGCUGUGACCCUCCACAGCCUAAUGCUACAGUAAAGCAACUGGUCUGGGUGAUCUUUGGAGGCACAGGUCAAAUGGGCCACUCUCUUGUUAAAUGCGCGCUUGCACAUGGAGAUUUGGUGACAUCGGUUGGUCGCGUGUUUGAGACCAGCCUUCAAGACAUGGAGAAUAUCCAUGAGAACUGUCUCGGCGCGUUGUGCGACGUUCGCGCUCGUGAAUCUGUGAAUCGGGUCAUUGAGCGCACACUUCAGCGCUUUGGUCGCAUUGACAUUGUUGUUAAUUGUUCUGGAUACGGUGUUAUUGGCGCCUGCGAGGAUCAGGACGAGCACGAUAUACGCAACCAGUUCGAGACCAACUUUAUGGGCACGCUUCAUAUCAUACACGCUACUCUGCCUUAUUUCCGACGACAAGCCGCCGGUCGCUAUCUCAUCUUCAGCUCAACUUCUGGCGCGUUGGGUGUUCCUGGCUUGGGCCCCUACUGUGCGACCAAGUAUGCGGUCGAGGGCUUGAUUGAGGCCAUGCUCUAUGAGACGGACUCAUUCAACAUCAAAGCCACACUCAUUGAACCAGGUCACGUAAGGCCAGAAGGAGAACCUGAGAUGCAAGAUACAACGCUUCCUACAUCCUGGGGUCAUUUUCUUGUCAAGCCACCAAGCGAGACAUAUAGCCAUCCGACAUCGCCAGCCUUACAUGCGCGGCGAAUUGUCCAAUGGCUCGGCGACAAAUACCGACCCACGAGCGCUAUCAAAUGUGCGGAGCUAGUAUGGCAGCUUGGGCACUGCUCGUAUCCACCACUACGACUACUAUUAGGGAGCUAUGCGAUUGAAAGCAUCCGCGAUCGCAUGCGAUCUGUGACAGAAGAGUUGGAGGAUUGGAAACACCUCAAUUUUCCGGCUGGACCGGAGGAUGAGAGAGAGGCUGGUGAUGAGCCUACAGCGCCUGAUGCCGCCAAUGAGGCCACUUCAUGA
Molecule: messenger RNA, 1038 nt
Organism: Fusarium sp. VM40
Lineage: Eukaryota; Fungi; Ascomycota; Sordariomycetes; Hypocreales; Nectriaceae
Source: the annotation of a GenBank genome assembly